Molecule: messenger RNA, 2652 nt
Organism: Crotalus tigris (Tiger rattlesnake)
Lineage: Eukaryota; Metazoa; Chordata; Lepidosauria; Squamata; Viperidae
Gene: SEPHS1
Product: selenophosphate synthetase 1
Exons: 9
Coding region: 302-1480 (392 amino acids)
Biological process (GO): L-selenocysteine biosynthetic process
Cellular component (GO): cytoplasm
Molecular function (GO): selenide, water dikinase activity; ATP binding
Source: RefSeq, a predicted model, not a curated record
CUGCCCCCCCCUCCUCGGCCGUUGAGGGAUGGGAAGGAGGCGGGGAGGAUUAACCCCCUCGUGCCCGCGUCGGCAUCGGCGCUCCUUUCUGGCCCCCCCCUCCUCCCGCGACUGAGGCGGCGCUGAGGGGAGAGGGCGAGCGCGAGCCGGGCCGGCCAGGCGCUCGGUGCAUUGUGGGACGGACUGGGGCAGCCGGAUCGGCGCGGGGAGUCCCGUCGGCGGGCGGGAGAGCAGACGAGACGCGGAUAACCAACCUAUUUCAUAAAGAAGGAAAUCUGUGGUUACUUACAGCGUGAGAAUCAUGUCUGUUCGAGAGUCCUUUAAUCCAGAAAGUUACGAACUUGACAAAAGUUUUCGGUUAACCCGAUUCACGGAACUUAAAGGCACCGGCUGUAAAGUGCCUCAGGACAUUUUGCAGAAAUUGCUUGAAUCCUUACAAGAAAACCACUUCCAAGAAGAUGAACAGUUUUUGGGGGCUGUUAUGCCAAGAUUGGGAAUUGGCAUGGAUACGUGUGUUAUUCCUUUGAGACACGGAGGCUUGUCUUUGGUCCAGACAACAGACUACAUUUAUCCCAUUGUGGAUGACCCUUAUAUGAUGGGACGCAUCGCCUGUGCCAAUGUCCUUAGUGAUCUUUACGCCAUGGGAGUUACCGAAUGUGACAAUAUGUUGAUGCUUCUUGGCAUCAGUAAUAAAAUGACAGAUAGGGAAAGAGAUAAAAUCAUGCCUCUAAUUAUCCAAGGAUUUAAAGAUGCUGCAGAAGAGGCAGGAACAUCGGUGACCGGCGGUCAAUCAGUAUUAAACCCUUGGAUUGUUUUAGGAGGAGUGGCCACGACUGUCUGUCAGCCUAAUGAGUUUAUAAUGCCAGAUAAUGCAGUACCUGGAGAUGUGCUGGUGUUAACCAAACCAUUGGGAACACAAGUAGCUGUAGCUGUCCAUCAGUGGUUAGACAUCCCAGAAAAAUGGAAUAAAAUCAAGUUGGUUGUGACACAGGAAGAUGUGGAACUCGCCUAUCAAGAAGCAAUGAUGAAUAUGGCAAGACUGAACAGAACAGCUGCAGGGCUGAUGCAUACGUUCAAUGCUCACGCAGCCACGGACAUCACAGGCUUUGGAAUCCUGGGACAUGCACAGAAUCUAGCCAAGCAGCAACGUAACGAAGUGUCUUUCGUUAUCCAUAAUCUCCCUGUCCUUGCCAAAAUGGCCGCAGUUAGCAAAGCUUGUGGGAAUAUGUUCGGUCUUAUGCAUGGGACUUGUCCAGAGACCUCAGGCGGCCUCCUUAUCUGCUUGCCCCGUGAACAAGCAGCACGCUUCUGCGCUGAGAUCAAGUCUCCCAAAUAUGGCGAAGGUCAUCAAGCAUGGAUUAUUGGGAUUGUAGAAAAGGGAAACCGCACCGCCAGAAUUAUAGACAAACCUCGAAUCAUCGAAGUCGCGCCCCAAGUAGCCACUCAGAACGUAAACCCGACGCCCGGGGCAGCUUCUUAAUCCUAGAUGAAAUAGUUUAUUUUUUUCCUUUUUGUUUUUUUUUUUAAAAUAGAUCUAUUUCCUUUAUCAUCUUUACAGCCUAAAGAACUGUAUUAAAGAGAAGAAACACGUUGUGUCUGCAAAACUGGUGGCCUUAGGUCGGUUGAAGCGAAUGAAUUUAACCCCUUGCCUUCUCCCCCCCUUUUUUCCCUCCCUUUCCUGUUACAUGAACUGAAGAGGCAUCUAACCUGGAGGCAGCUUCUGAGUUGAGAAUUAUAUUGUUAUCCAAUACUGUUGAUUCAUUUUGAAUCUUUAGACACUUAUCUCUCGCCGCACGGGCUCUUUUUAAAAAGGUGCUUUCACGUAGCGCAAGGCAUUGCCGACAGUGGUAUCCAAUGCAGUUUGUAUCUUUUUUUUUUAAACAAUUUUAAUUUUAAUAUUUUUUUUUUUGCUAUAUGUAUAUUUAUCAUUAGCUCUAAUUUCGGAUGCCUUGAAUGAAAUUCCAAAAGGCAAUAAAUUUUGAUAAUGCACAUGGAGCUUAACCCGGAAGAAGCAAAGAGGGUUGACAUGUCUACCUAUGUUCUGUCUUUUCAUUUAUACGACUUAGUCUUUCUCCGUGAAAAUCGGCGGCCUUGGACUUAAUGGUAGUUGGGUAGUAACGGAGACACGCAAGUGCUGCCUUUUUACGGAGAGCACCUCAAGAGUUUGAAGGAAGGAGUAAAUUUUGUUCUUUGUAGCUCAGACAAGGUUUACUUUGUAUUACCGAUAACCAUUUCCUUUUUUAUGGAUGGUAUAAAUGGUAUAAAUCAGUUUUCAGCGGGACGGGCUGUGCUGCAGAGCGAAAAAAAAUAUUGCCAACUGACGGGAAGGUAUUCUGUAAUCAUUUACAAUUCACUAUAUAAUUACACAAAUAAUUUUUAAAAUAUAACCAUUUUUUAAAAAAAAAACAACCCUGUUCUGUGGAUGGUAGUGUUUAAUACAUUUUAUAUUUUGUAUAGUGAUUAUCAUAUAUAUUUUUUUGCUUUUCUUAAAAUCAGCAGCUGUCUAGUAAGAUGCUUAGUAUUUUUUUUGUUUGUUUUCUGUUCAACAUACAUUCUUGUGCACGCUUUUGUGAUUGUGUAUAAAAUCUACGUUGCCAACUUUGCAGCCUGAACUUAAGCUUAUUAUUUGAAUAAAUAUUUAAUUUUUUAUUG